AUGCUUUGUCAUUUAGGUCGUGGUCACUUUUUUAAUACACCGAAUUUACGGCCUUACCAAUCUCUCUUGCUCUCUUACUAUAGGAAAAUGGAAAAACGGACCCAACCCAAAUGGUUCACUCCAGUUCAAAAUGCUCAGGACGGACAGUUACCUAAUCUAUACCUUUAUAACAGCUUAACGUCACGAAAGGACCUGUUUAUCCCGCAAGAUGGAAGGCAUGUUAAGUGGUACACCUGCGGUCCCACCGUGUAUGAUGUAUCACACCUGGGCCAUGCAAGGACCUACGUUGCGUUUGACGUUAUUCGUCGUGUGUUGGUUGAUUAUUUUAAUUUUAAGGUCACUUACGUCUUAAAUAUUACUGAUAUCGAUGACAAGAUUAUUAAGCGUGCUCGACAAAAUCACUUGAUCAGUGAUUAUCAGCUCAAAGAUCCCGAUCUAGCCACAGUUGUCGGUGAUAUUGCCAAAGGAAUUCAGAAAAUUAAGUCCAAAAUUCAGUUUGAGACGGAUUUGGAUAAAAAGCAUACCUAA
Schistosoma mattheei is the source of this 528-nucleotide messenger RNA. The record is from the annotation of a GenBank genome assembly. Lineage: Eukaryota; Metazoa; Platyhelminthes; Trematoda; Strigeidida; Schistosomatidae.